AUGUCAUCGCGCACCGCCCUCCGCACCCUCCUCCCAGCCAUCACCAACAAAACCACGCUCGCGCUCUCAAGGACAGCAGCCUCCAGAACCCUCACAAUGACGUCCCAAAACAACAACAAAUUCGCCGGCGGCACCCAAGCAACCCACAACCCCCACCCGGACUUCAAAUCCGUAGAAUCCACCCGCCCGCCCUUCAACACCGAAGCCUCCAUCACCUUCACAAAAACAAUCUCCCCAGACUGGUCCUUCGGCUCCGGCGCGAACCCCCUAGGCCAGCCCGGCCUCUCAACACCACACGUAGCAAUCGAUCCCCACGCCCAAGGCCGCCCGGCAGGCUUCAACUACAAACUCCUCAUCUCCGCCAUCACCCCGCGCCCCAUCGCCUUCCUCUCCACCCGCUCCGCAGACGGCACCGUGACGAACCUAGCGCCGUUCAGCUACUUCAACAUGGUGAACCACGAUCCGCCAAUGUUCGUCGUGGGCUUCGCCGCGUCCAUCGAGAAACCCAAAGAUUCGCUAAAGUGCCUGCUCGAGAGCAAAGAGUGCGUCAUCAACAUCAUCUCCGAGGGCUUUCUCGAGGCCGCCAACUCGACGUCCGUCAAUGCGCCGUACGGGAAGUCGGAGUGGGAUGUGAGUGGGUUGACCCCCGUGUACGACUGCAAGCACGUUCGGGCCGCGCGUGUGAAGGAGGCCGUCUUCAGCGUCGAGGGGAAGCUCGACUUUGUGAAAGAGUGGGAUUCGCGCGCUACCCCGGGCAAGAAGAGCGGUGUGACUGCGUUUAUUGAGGGCGUCAACUUUUGGGUGAGGGAGGAUGCUAUCAAUGAGCAGAAGAACAUUGUCGAUCCUACUGUACUCCGCCCUGUCAGCAGGUUAGGAGGCAUCACCUACGGCCGCACCACCGAGGUCUUGGAGAUCCCGAGAGCCGACUGGGAUGGCAACAUUGGUGGCGAGGAAGGCUAUGAGAAGCUCAAGAAGAGUAAGCAAUAG
Messenger RNA from Colletotrichum abscissum, 987 nucleotides. RefSeq names its product nitrilotriacetate monooxygenase component B. The transcript has 2 exons. Bases 1 to 987 code for a protein of 328 amino acids. Lineage: Eukaryota; Fungi; Ascomycota; Sordariomycetes; Glomerellales; Glomerellaceae. Gene Ontology annotation, molecular function: FMN binding. The record is from RefSeq and is a predicted model, not a curated record.